This is a messenger RNA of Vicugna pacos (alpaca), 2194 nucleotides long. It is a transcript of the gene FJX1, whose product is annotated as four-jointed box kinase 1. The record is from RefSeq and is a predicted model, not a curated record. Gene Ontology annotation, biological process: cell-cell signaling. Lineage: Eukaryota; Metazoa; Chordata; Mammalia; Artiodactyla; Camelidae.
AUGAACGAAUGUACGGGAGCCUGCCUAGGUGCUCAGCUUGCAGAGUCCCUCGGGAAAGGCGGAGCUGUCAACCUCAAUGCGCACAAGCCCGUAGUGACCAGUGUGGAGCCCGCGCCCCGCUUUCCUCUGCUCCCGCCCCUGGCGCGGGACGCCCGCGGCGGCUCCCUGAAAACUUUCCGGGCGCUGCUCACCUUAGCGGCGGGUGCAGACGGCCCGCCCGGGCAGCCUCUGGGUGAGCGCAUGCGGCACGUGCCAACCGGACGGCCCCAACGGGAGAAACGCGCCGCGGUGCAUGGGGGCGUCUUCUGGAGCCGCGGCCUGGAGGAGCAGGUGCCCCGGGGCUUCUCCGAGGCCCAGGCGGCGGCGUGGCUGGAGGCGGCGCGCGGCGCCCGUGUGGUGGCCCUGGAGCGCGGGGGCUGCGGGCGCAGCUCCAACCGCCUGGCCCGCUUCGCCGACGGCACCCGCGCCUGCGUGCGCUACGGCAUCAACCCUGAGCAGAUACAGGGCGAGGCCCUGUCCUACUACCUGGCGCGCCUGCUGGGCCUCCAGCGCCACGUGCCGCCCCUGGCACUAGCCCGGGUGGAGGCUCGGGGCGCGCAGUGGGCUCAGGUGCAGGAGGAGCUUCGUGCCGCGCACUGGACAGAGGGUAGCGUGGUAAGCCUAACUCGCUGGCUGCCCAACCUCACGGACGUGGUGGUGCCCUCGCCCUGGCGCUCCGAGGACGGCCAUCUACGGCCCCUGCGCGCCGCCGGGGGCGAGCUGGCCAACCGCAGCCAGGCGGAGCUGGUGGACCUGGUGCAAUGGACAGACUUGAUCCUCUUCGACUAUCUGACGGCCAACUUCGACCGGCUAGUCAGCAACCUCUUCAGCCUGCAGUGGGACCCGCGGGUCAUGCAGCGCGCCACAAGCAACCUGCACCGCGGCCCCGGCGGGGCGCUGGUUUUUCUGGACAACGAGGCGGGCUUGGUGCACGGCUACCGGGUGGCGGGCAUGUGGGACAAGUAUAACGAGCCGCUGCUGCAGUCAGUAUGCGUGUUCCGCGAGCGGACAGCGCGGCGCGUCCUGGAGCUGCACCGCGGCCAGGACGCGGCCGCCCGGCUGCUGCGCCUCUACCAGCACCACGAGCCUCGCUUCCCGGAGCUGGCUGCUCUCGCCGAGCCCCACGCUCAGCUGCUACAGCGCCGCCUGGACUUCCUCGCCAAGCACAUUUUGCACUGUAAGGCUAAGUACGGCCGCUGACCAGGGACUUAGCAUCCCCCGGAGGAAUAAAGAGAGAGAGAGAGACCUCUGGCUGGGGAAUGAAUGAUGGGGGAAGGGCCGUUGACUCUACCACCGCCUGGGACCAGCCGGCCAACGCCCAGCUGGAGACUCGAGAGUGAAGGCAGCUAAAAACUUCUACUUCACCCACCUGCCUCUUUCUCUCAGUCCCAAGCUGUUUGCUUUCAAAGUUCUGAGAGGACGCGCUCACCCAGGCGAGAAGUGUAACAUUCCCUCCACCCAGCCUAUGAAAGGAUUCUUCCCUGUGCCAGCACGGAGUUUGCAUCCAAAGAAACUGGCUGCUGCUGGAGUUUGGCCCCCCGGUGGCCGUCUCUGUGGGAGAUACAUCCCAUUCCAUGGCCCCCUCCUUCCCUUUCCGAAAAAGGAAAACUUCUAUUUGAGCCUUUGGGCUAAUUCUACAAUUUUCUACCAAACGCAGCGCUGGUGGUCCCCUGAGCAGGGCUAUGACAUUGGCUGGUGGAGCCCCCUUCCUGUGUUCUCCCUUUGUUCCGGCUCUGUGAUGGUGAGAUCACUGUUAAGAGCUGAGGAACCGCUCCCGAUAGGACAAAGGGAGCGGAACCUACAGGAUGGGGGGAGUCCUGCAGACCCUGACAAUUUGUCUGACUUGUUCCUUACAGCUUGUCAUUUUGGCCUGAAGGCUACAAAUGCUGGACCGGCUGUAUGCACUGACUCAAAUAAUGAAUUUCUUCUUCCUCCCCCUUCCCAAGCGUCCAAAAUUUUGAUAGUGAUGAUGUUCACCAGAAGGGGGGAAAAUCAAUUUCAUGCACUUUACUUUGUUUUUAUUUUAAUUUUUUAUUAAGAAAAAUUUUUUAUUUGACAGAAUUUGCCUUCUAUGUAUAUAUGUGCAUAAAGUGUGGUAUAAAUAUACUAAACAAACUUAUAUUUCAAUAAAAGGGAGUUGAAAAUUUAGAAUUUA